This is a messenger RNA of Salvia hispanica, 1378 nucleotides long. RefSeq names its product serine/threonine-protein kinase SAPK7-like. Gene Ontology annotation, biological process: protein phosphorylation. Lineage: Eukaryota; Viridiplantae; Streptophyta; Magnoliopsida; Lamiales; Lamiaceae. The record is from RefSeq and is a predicted model, not a curated record. Gene Ontology annotation, molecular function: ATP binding; protein serine/threonine kinase activity.
UUGUUUAUUGGCAAGUAGCCCACCUAGCUAUAUAUAUAGGUGUAUCUAUAUAGUUGGAGUAAACAACAAAGAUAGUGAGUUUUAUUUUUUGAAAGAGAAAAGAGAGAUGGAGAAAUAUGAUGUUGUGAAGCAUCUUGGAGCUGGAAAUUUCGGAGUUGCAAGGCUUCUCAGGCAUAAAGAAACCAAGGAGCUCGUUGCCAUGAAAUAUAUUGAGCGUGGACAUAAGAUUGAUGAAAAUGUUGCCAGGGAAAUUAUCAACCACCGAUCACUUCGCCAUCCCAAUAUUAUUCGUUUCAAAGAGGUGGUUUUGACGCCGACACAUUUGGCAAUCGUGAUGGAAUAUGCAGCUGGUGGAGAGCUAUUUGAUCGGAUUUGCAGUGCUGGUCGAUUUAGUGAAGAUGAGGCGAGGUACUUCUUCCAGCAGUUGAUUUCUGGAGUCUCCUUUUGCCACUCCAUGGUAUGUGUACUAUGUACCAUACAUCCUAAUUAUCAAAAUCUAGUUAGCCCUCUUCGAAUAUUCACCAAACAAAUAUGUCACAGAGAUCUGAAAUUGGAAAAUACGCUGUUAGACGGAAGCCCAGCACCCCGCCUCAAAAUUUGUGACUUUGGCUACUCCAAGUCAUCAGUGUUACACUCGAGGCCCAAAUCUACGGUAGGAACGCCGGCGUAUAUAGCACCUGAAGUCCUCUCUCGUCGAGAGUACGACGGCAAGAUGGCAGAUGUGUGGUCUUGUGGAGUUACUCUAUACGUGAUGCUUGUGGGAGCUUACCCGUUCGAAGAUCCAGACGACCCCAAGAAUUUCAGAAAAACUAUUACAAGAAUAAUGGCUACACAAUACACAAUCCCAGACUAUGUCCAUAUCUCCCAAGACUGCAGGCACCUGCUCUCACGUAUUUUCGUUGCAAAUUCCACUCGGAGAAUCAACAUAAAGGAGAUCAAGAACCAUCCAUGGUUCUUGAAGAACUUACCACGUGAACUUACAGAGGCAAAUCAAGCAGUGUAUUACCGGAGAGACAACCCCAGCUUGUCUUCACUUCAGAGCGUUGAGGAGAUCAUGAAGAUUGUCAGUGAAGCCCGGAAACCUCCUGCGGCAUCCAGGCCCCUCGGCUUCAGAUGGGGAGGAGAGGAGGAUGCAGAGAAAGAAGACGAGGUUGAAGAGGAGGAUGAGGACGUCGAGGAGGAAGAGGAAGAAGAUUAUUAUGAAGCACAAGUUAAGCAAGUUCAUGCUAGUGGGGAGUUUCAUCUCAAAUGAUGGAUUCUUAUGCCAAAGCAACAUAUUAUGUUUUACAUCUUUAAUUCUGAAUUCUAUAGCAUGAAGUUCUAACUCAUCCAACAUCAAACUACUCCAUCAAUAAACAGACUGAAUCAACUAUUACUA